UCAUUCUCACAGAUGAAACCUGAAGAGAUAAAUGUAGAAGACAACAUUUCCACAGUGAAGCAAUUUCUCCUACUGGGAUUCUAUGAGCUCCCAACCCUCCAAGGAUUCCUAUCCGGAGUGUUCUUCGUUGUUUACUUAAUUAUUGUAUUUGGAAAUAGCCUCAUCAUCCUGAUCACCGUAUCUGACGCUGAGCUCAAGAAACCCAUGUAUUUUUUCCUGGCACAUUUUUCUUCUUUGGAAAUCUGUUAUGUAUCUGUCACUGUCCCCAAGAUUAUGGUCAAUAUUUGGACACAGAAGAGAAGCAUCUCCCUGCUGGAUUGUGCUACCCAAAUGUGCUUUUUUUUUAUUCUGGGAACUUCAGAAAGUCUUCUCCUGUCUGCGAUGUCCUAUGACCGCUACGUGGCCAUCUGCAACCCACUCCAAUAUCCUCUGGUCAUGAACCCAAAGAAAUGCGUUCAGCUGGUCAUUGGCUCCUGGUUCAGUGGAAUGCCAAUCCAGAUAGAACAGACAUGUCAAAUAUUCUCUUUGGAUUUCUGUGGUGCUAAUGAAAUUGACCACUUUUUCUGUGACUUACCUCCCAUUAUCAAGCUAGCCUGUGGGGACACUUUCAUGCACGAGCUGUCUGUCUAUGUAGUAGUUAUUUUGGUCGGUGCCAUCCCCUUCAUAUUGAUCAUUGUUUCUUACAGCAAAAUCGUUUCCACCAUUCUGAGUCUUCCAACAGCCAGUGGACGUAGUAAGGCUUUCUCCACAUGUUCUUCCCACCUGCUGGUUGUGCUUCUGUUUUUUGGAUCUGCGAGCAUCAUGUACUUUAGACCAAAAUCCAAGCAUUCCGCAGGAAUUGACAAACUGUUCUCUCUUUUCUACACCAUUGUGACGCCCAUGUUCAACCCACUGAUAUACAGCCUUAGGAACAAAAAGGUGAUUGCAGCACUGAGAAAACUGUUCUUUAAAACCUAG
Perognathus longimembris pacificus (Pacific pocket mouse) is the source of this 957-nucleotide messenger RNA. RefSeq names its product olfactory receptor 10AG1-like. Gene Ontology annotation, biological process: G protein-coupled receptor signaling pathway. Gene Ontology annotation, molecular function: G protein-coupled receptor activity; olfactory receptor activity. The transcript has a single exon. The coding region runs from base 13 to 957 and encodes 314 amino acids. The record is from RefSeq and is a predicted model, not a curated record. Gene Ontology annotation, cellular component: membrane. NCBI's taxonomy places the organism in Eukaryota, Metazoa, Chordata, Mammalia, Rodentia, Heteromyidae.